CAGCCUCUUGCUCCGCCUCCUGCUUGGAUUGUGAUUGACAAUAAUGGCGACUCGUCCGUCUGGAGUUUUGUCUCGACGAGCCAGUUUUUAAGAGGGAACCACAAUCGGAGACAGCGACUUGUAACGUCUGGCGUCCCGGUACCAGCAGCAACAAGAUCCAUAGCCGUUGAGGGUACUAAACAUUUCGAAGAAACGUGGGGGGGACACGGUGCCGAAAUCUAAAAAAACGGGAGAUCGAAAAGCCAGGCAGGCGAGAACGCACUGAACAGACCAGUCCGGCGUUGAAGAAACGGCCGUUUUCCGACCCACUGCUUGGACACGGCGCUUCAGCGAACGGUGGGUGACAGAAAAAGUUUGAUGGCGGAACAGAAAAGCAGCCAGAGCAGGUAGAAGACAGCCCUGCGGGUUAGAACGUUUCCCCACCCGACAUCUGUGGGCCCCUCCUUACGGUCGGUGGUCUCAGCUGGAACCCGGAGCUCCGCCAUCCACUUUCUGCACGGCCUUCGGUUUCACCAUUCUAUCUCCCCCCGUCCAGCCCGGGACUGCGGAGGGAGGGAGUCGGGAGAGGGGGCUCCCCCGCCCGGAUUGCUGUUUUGUUCUGCCCACCCCUCUCACCUCCUUUCCCGGGGGGCUGUGGUGCCUCCCUCCUGCAGCAGCAGGUCUUCGAGUCUGGAUAAACUAGUGCUACUAGUAGACCCCCCCCGCGAGGACGCGUCGGCUCCCCGGUCCGCUGGGUGGACGCAGUCCCGCCGCUCUCUUCAAUGAGCACCGGCAGGAACAACCGCGUGAUGAUGGAAGGCGUGGGCGCCAGGGUGGUGCGCGGCCCCGACUGGAAGUGGGGGAAGCAGGACGGCGGCGAGGGCCACGUGGGCACCGUUCGCAGCUUCGAGAGCCCCGAGGAGGUGGUGGUCGUGUGGGACAACGGCACGGCGGCGAACUACCGCUGCUCGGGCGCGUACGACGUGCGCGUGUUGGACAGCGCGCCCACAGGUAUCAAGCAUGAUGGGACAAUGUGUGACACUUGUCGGCAGCAGCCGAUCAUCGGGAUCCGCUGGAAGUGUGCUGAGUGCACCAACUAUGACCUGUGCACCACCUGCUACCACGGUGACAAGCACCACCUGCGCCACAGGUUUUACCGCAUCACCACACCUGGGAGCGAGAGAGUCCUGCUGGAGUCCAGACGCAAGUCCAAGAAAAUCACAGCACGAGGCAUCUUCGCAGGAGGUCGCGUGGUGCGGGGUGUGGACUGGCAAUGGGAGGAUCAGGAUGGUGGGAAUGGCAGAAGGGGCAAGGUAACAGAGAUUCAAGACUGGAGCGCUGCCAGCCCCCACAGCGCAGCCUACGUUCUGUGGGACAAUGGGGCCAAGAACCUCUACCGAGUGGGCUUCGAGGGGAUGUCUGACUUAAAAUGUGUCCAAGAUGCCAAGGGAGGUACUUUUUACCGGGACCACUGCCCUGUGUUGGGUGAGCAAAAUGGAAACCGGAACCCAGGCGGACUGCAGAUCGGGGACCUUGUGAACAUUGACCUGGACCUGGAGAUUGUGCAGUCACUGCAGCAUGGCCAUGGUGGAUGGACCGAUGGCAUGUUUGAGACUCUCACCACCACUGGCACUGUAUGUGGCAUCGAUGAAGACCAUGACAUUGUGGUGCAGUACCCCAGUGGGAACCGGUGGACAUUCAACCCGGCAGUCCUGACCAAGGCAAAUGUGGUGCGCAGCGGUGAAGCCACAGUUGGGGCUGAGGGAGGCAGCUCCCAGUUCAUGGUUGGCGAUCUGGUACAGAUCUGUUAUGAUAUUGAUCGCAUCAAGCUGCUGCAGAGGGGACACGGCGAGUGGGCUGAGGCCAUGCUGCCAACCUUAGGUAAAGUGGGCCGUGUUCAGCAGAUAUACUCAGACAGUGACCUCAAAGUAGAGGUCUGUGGGACUUCGUGGACCUACAACCCUGCUGCUGUCACUAAAGUGGCCCCAGCAGGAUCUGCUGUCACCAAUGCCUCUGGAGAGCGCCUGUCUCAGCUCCUUAAGAAGCUGUUUGAGACGCAGGAAUCGGGUGACAUCAACGAGGAGCUGGUCAAGGCAGCUGCCAAUGGAGACCUGGCCAAGGUGGAGGACAUCUUGAAGAGACCUGAUGUGGAUGUGAACGGCCAGUGUGCUGGGCACACAGCGAUGCAGGCUGCAAGCCAGAACGGACACGUGGACGUCCUCAAACUGCUGCUCAAAUACAAUGUGGACCUGGAGGCUGAGGACAAGGAUGGCGACCGGGCUGUCCACCAUGCAGCCUUUGGAGAUGAGGGCUCUGUGAUUGAGGUGCUGCAUCGAGGGGGAGCCGACCUCAACGCACGAAACAAGCGGAGGCAGACACCGCUGCACAUUGCUGUCAACAAGGGCCACCUGCAGGUGGUGAAGACUCUGCUGGACUUAGGCUGCCACCCCAGCCUGCAGGAUUCUGAGGGCGACACCCCACUCCAUGAUGCCAUCAGCAAGAAGAGGGAUGACAUGCUAUCUGUCCUGUUAGAGGCGGGAGCGGAUGUCACCAUUACCAACAACAAUGGUUUCAAUGCACUGCACCAUGCUGCCCUUCGUGGGAACCCAAGUGCCAUGCGUGUCCUGCUCUCCAAGCUGCCCCGUCCCUGGAUUGUGGAUGAAAAGAAGGACGAUGGCUACACAGCACUGCACCUGGCUGCCCUCAACAACCAUGUUGAGGUGGCAGAGCUGCUGGUGCACCAGGGCAACGCCAGCCUGGACAUCCAGAACGUCAACCAGCAGACGGCGCUCCACCUGGCCGUAGAGCGUCAGCACACCCAGAUCGUGCGGCUGCUGGUGCGUGCCGAGGCCAAGCUGGAUGUCCAAGACAAGGAUGGAGACACACCGCUGCACGAGGCACUACGUCACCACACGCUUUCCCAGCUGCGGCAGCUGCAGGAUAUGCAGGACGUCAGCAAGGUGGAGCCCUGGGAGCCGUCAAAGAACACGCUCAUCAUGGGCCUGGGCACCCAGGGGGCGGAGAAGAAGAGUGCCGCGUCCAUCGCCUGCUUCCUGGCAGCCAAUGGGGCUGACCUGACUAUCCGCAACAAGAAGGGCCAGUCGCCGCUUGACCUGUGCCCUGACCCGAGCCUCUGCAAGGCGCUGGCCAAGUGCCACAAGGAAAAGAGCAGUGGCCAGGGAGGCUCACGCAGCCCAUCACUGAGCAGCACAAGCGAGACGCUGGAGGAGUGCAUGGUGUGCUCGGACAUGAAGCGGGACACACUCUUUGGGCCCUGCGGUCACAUCGCCACCUGCUCCCUUUGCUCUCCCCGUGUCAAGAAAUGUCUCAUUUGUAAGGAGCAGGUCCAGUCCCGCACCAAGAUUGAAGAGUGUGUCGUGUGUUCGGAUAAGAAGGCAGCCGUCCUCUUUCAACCCUGCGGUCACAUGUGUGCCUGUGAGAAUUGUGCCAGCCUGAUGAAGAAGUGUGUGCAGUGCCGGGCCGUGGUGGAGCGACGCACCCCCUUCGUCCUCUGCUGUGGAGGCAAAGGUAUGGCGGACCAUGCUGCUGAUGAGCGCAUUACAGGGGGCUCUAGCUCCAUGGCAGGGAGCUCGCAGGACCUGCUGCAGUCCAGCAAUCUGGCCCUGAGCUGGUCCAGUGGAAACAUCCCGGCUCUCCAGAGAGACAAGGACAACACCAACGUCAAUGCAGAUGUGCAGAAGCUCCAGCAGCAGCUGCAGGACAUCAAAGAACAGACCAUGUGUCCGGUGUGUCUGGACCGGCUGAAGAACAUGAUCUUCAUGUGUGGUCAUGGCACCUGCCAGCUGUGUGGUGAUCGCAUGAGCGAGUGCCCCAUCUGCCGCAAGGCCAUCGAGCGCCGCAUCCUGCUCUACUAGGUGACAGAACCCUUGGUUAUCCACGGGGUGUUUCCUUACUCUUCUUGCAUCCUGUAUGCCCUCCCAGGCAGGGGAAUUAUCAAAAGAAAAUGUCAUAUAUGGACAUCACAUUCUCCACAGAUAUGUCUGGGUACCCCACUGGCACCAGCACACCAGCCACUGGACUUCUCACUGCAUUUUCCUGCUGCUCCUCCUGACUGAUUCGCCACAGAGCUACUCGCAUGUCACCAUUGUGCUCUGCCUUUGCAUUUGUUGUCCUGUGGCCUUUUAUCGUCUUUGUGUACGUGGCUGAAGCACAGAGGUGCCCCCCCAACACUUGAUGGAAAGUAUUUGUCCAGCAGGUGGCUCUGUCAUGCAACAAAAGCUGAUGCUCUUCUCAUUCCCUCCCUUACAUUUAGCUGUCAGCCUUAAUCCCCUUUCCCUGCUUCUGACAGCAGUGAGCCGUUGUGUGGACAGCUUUCUACGACAAGGUCAACCUUUUUAUUUCAUUUUAUUAUUGUAUUUUAUUUUACGUUGUAUUUCUGAUGGAAGUCUGUUGUAGUUCAGUGUUCUCGGCAACAGUAAAGGCAAUGUAGUAUUGAGUCCUGUCAUUGAAAUUAAGUUCAAGUGAAAUCUCAGAAACCCCCCCCCCCGUAUUUCUCAGUGUGUCCCUGUGCAUGCUGGGAGCCUUGUGAACCCUCCAUAUGUGCCUGAGAUGUGCACAAUGGGAGGACGCACACUUUGGGCACGUCUGCUUUGAGAACCUCGUUUGUCGAUGCUGCCAUGGAGGAGUCCCUGUAUGACACUGCUCUGACUGGGACAAAGUUGCCACGGUACGCACACACUCCCCCACCAUACUGCGAUCUCCUGUCCUCACAGCCUGCGUUGGAAUUGAUCUUAAUAAAGUGCAGUCGUGUUACAGUGCUUGAAGUCCACCUGGACCCGCUGAUAAGGUACUGAUAGGGCCGCUUAAUUGCCUGGCCAGCACAUUCUCACGGCAUGCUGGCCUGUACCUUGUUUACCAGAAUGCAGGCCUCAAGCACCAGGAACUUAGUUCCUCCACUCCUGCGACAUUUUUCAAGGCAGCGCAAGCUAGUAAUUUAGCAGUGAGCUCUGACUGGCUACACAGUUAUGGACCGGCUUGUGUUUUUCAUAUAACAGAACAGUUCCAUAUGUUCUGUUUAAUGAAGAGGUUCUUGGCGUUAAGGUUGAACAGUCAUGCUACAGCUUGCGUUCCAAAGCUUUAAAGGGGAUAUGACAUGGUAUCCUCAAA
Scleropages formosus (Asian bonytongue) is the source of this 5106-nucleotide messenger RNA. It is a transcript of the gene mib1, whose product is annotated as MIB E3 ubiquitin protein ligase 1. The transcript has 22 exons. Gene Ontology annotation, cellular component: cytoplasm. Gene Ontology annotation, molecular function: protein binding; zinc ion binding; ubiquitin-protein transferase activity. NCBI's taxonomy places the organism in Eukaryota, Metazoa, Chordata, Actinopteri, Osteoglossiformes, Osteoglossidae. Bases 762 to 3854 code for a protein of 1030 amino acids. Gene Ontology annotation, biological process: Notch signaling pathway; protein ubiquitination; endocytosis. The record is from RefSeq and is a predicted model, not a curated record.